UCAUUUCGACGCGCACUUUCAAGCGGAGCGGUUCGUUCGUUUUGUGAGCGCUCAACUCGAUUCAAUUCGAUUGGAUUCGCCAUUCGCCUGCUCUCUCGCUUCGUGUGUCGCCCCACCAAAUACUAUAUAACUAUAACUAUAACAUACAAAAAAAAAAAGCAAAGAAAAAUCAAAUCAAAUACUACUACUCGAAACAACAAAAUCGAGCACACACUCGAAAAUUAUAUACAAAUCGUAAGGCAACUAAAAUAUCAAGCAAACGGCAUGUGGCAACAAAGAGAUUUGUGCAAAUGAAAAAUUUUUAAGCACCAAAAAAGUUGAGCAAUUUUUUACGCAAGCCAGGAGGAAUCCGUAUAUUUUAUAAUCAAUUCAAAUCAAAUCAAAAUACAUAAAUAAGGUGUGUGAGUGUUUCGAAGUGUUUGCUAUCAAAGUUGUAAAAUGUUUGAGCCCUAUGUGAAAAUCAAGAAAAAGCGAAGUGUGAAUGAAAUCUAUGAAAAUGAGAAUUUAGAGCAACAGCAACAUCAUCUUCAGCAGCAGCAGCAGCAACCUGCUACCAGCGAUAAUUGUUGCUGCGAGAACGGCGAGCCUCAGAAUGCGCCUGAAGUUGCAACUGCAACGGUAGCGGCAACAUCUGUGGCAGCAACAUCUGCGGCAGCAACAGUCGCCACAGGAGCAGCGGCCAGCAGUAGCAGCAGCGGCAAUUGCAGUCGCCUGCAGCAAUUGAUAUCGACGCCACCAGUAUUAUUGCGCAGAUCGUCGCUGCAACAGCAGCAGCACCAGCAACAGCAACACCACCCACACACGCCAGCAGCAACGGCAACACCACCGCAACAGCAGCAACAGCAGCAAGCUGCGCCUUCGGUUUUGCAACAGCAUUUGGGUCACCUGAAUUACGAAAGUGGAGCAACUGCAGCAGCAGCAGCAACAGCAGCGGCUGCAGCAGCAACAGUAGCAACCAGUAGAAGUGGCUCGGCAACACUGGCGCAGCAUUUGGCAACACCCAGCAACAUACUGCAGGCGGCAUUCGGCAGCAGCAACUUGCAACACAUACUAACGCGGUCCGCCCCCUCGCCCUCGUCCAGUGCGAUUUCCUCCAACAACUGCAGCAGCGCCUGUGCGGGCAAUACGCACUACAACGGUGGCAAUAGCAACAGUGGCAGUAGCAGCAGCAACAGCAAUCACCACAGCAACAGCAUCAUCGCCAGCCGCCUGUUCGGAGCCGCCUCCUCCUCAUCCUCCUCGUCCUCCUCCUCCGCAUCAGCAUCCUCCUCGUCGGUGGCUGCCUCAUCCUCUUCGUCGUCACACCAUCUGCAUAGCCAUCAUUCGGCGCUGACCAACUCCAUAACGAAUCGCAUCAAUCAGUCCAUCAGGCGGCAUCUGAACCAGCAGCAACAUCACCAUCCCCUCAGUGCAUCCUCGUCCUCCGCAUCGGCAUCUCCAUCUGCAUCCACAUCAUCAUCAUCCUCCUAUCAGCAAUCGUCGGUACAACAGCAACAUUAUAAUUGCGCCCAUCCUGCACAGCAGCAGCAGCACCACCACCAUCACCACAGCAGCAGCAGCAGCAGCAGCAGCAGCAGCAGCAGCAGCCAUCAUCACCACAACAGCAGCAGCAGCAGCAACAGCAACAAUCAACAGCAACCACAACAAUCUCCUCUGUGCCUAGUAUUAUUAGUUAAAUGCCCCAAUUCUAAGGAAUUUUGUAACGCCGCCGCAAAUUUCUGUGAUAAAAGAUUGCCGGUGAACGAAUGUCAGGCAAGCCAAACAGCUAGAGUCACCUCGAACCUGCACGCAUCCAGUAGCACGAUGGCGGUCAGCCGUGUACCAUCGCCGCCCUUGCCGGAAGUUAAUACGCCAGUUGCCGAGAACUGGUGCUACACGCAGGUCAAAGUGGUUAAAUUUAGUUAUAUGUGGACCAUAAAUAACUUUAGUUUUUGUCGGGAAGAAAUGGGUGAGGUACUCAAAUCGUCCACAUUCUCAGCCGGUGCUAAUGACAAACUAAAAUGGUGUUUACGGGUUAACCCCAAGGGUCUCGACGAGGAGAGCAAGGAUUACCUUUCUUUAUAUUUACUGUUAGUUUCGUGUAAUAAAUCAGAAGUCAGAGCCAAGUUCAAAUUUUCCAUACUGAAUGCGAAGCGUGAGGAAACCAAAGCAAUGGAAUCCCAAAGAGCUUAUCGUUUUGUGCAGGGCAAAGAUUGGGGCUUCAAGAAGUUCAUCCGACGAGACUUCCUGCUGGACGAGGCCAACGGCCUGCUGCCGGAGGAUAAGCUGACCAUCUUCUGCGAGGUCAGCGUCGUGGCGGACAGCGUGAACAUCUCCGGACAAUCCAAUAUCGUGCAGUUCAAAGUGCCCGAAUGCAAGCUGUCCGAGGAUCUUGGCAAUCUAUUUGACAACGAGAAGUUCAGCGACGUCACGCUCUCCGUGGGCGGUCGAGAGUUCCAGGCGCACAAGGCCAUAUUGGCAGCGCGCAGCGAUGUCUUUGCGGCCAUGUUCGAGCAUGAGAUGGAGGAGCGAAAGUUGAAUCGUGUCGCCAUAACCGAUGUGGAUCAUGAGGUUCUUAAAGAAAUGCUGCGAUUCAUAUACACGGGCAAGGCGCCCAAUCUAGAAAAAAUGGCUGAUGAUCUCCUAGCGGCUGCUGAUAAGUAUGCACUCGAAAAGCUGAAAGUGAUGUGCGAGGAGGCGCUGUGCGUCAAUCUCUCUGUAGAAACAGCAGCCGAAACCCUAAUAUUAGCUGAUCUCCACAGUGCGGAUCAAUUGAAAGCACAAACGAUAGAUUUCAUAAAUACUCAUGCCACCGAUGUGAUGGAAACCUCCGGCUGGCAAAAUAUGAUCACAACACAUUCACAUUUGAUAGCGGAGGCAUUUCGUGCGCUCGCAACACAACAAAUCCCACCAAUUGGACCACCAAGGAAACGCGUGAAAAUGAGCUGAAACAACAAUGCAACAACUACAAACACACCAACAACAAUAAUAAUAAUAAUAACAACAACAACAACAAGAGCAACUACAAUAACAACAGCAGCAACAAUUCGUACACCAACAACAAUCAACAAUCAACAGCAAGAACAACCAGAACAACAACAAGUAACCCAAACUACUACAACCAACAAUCGAUUCAACAAUCGCAACAGAAAGCAGAACUCCAGUCGAUGCAGUGGCCGCCAUGUGAGAUAUCUGAUGGAUCGAUUGGCGGAGAACCUCAAGAAUGCAUACGGCGGCAAUACUACAAACGCAAUAGAUUAUGUUAAACGCAGACAGAUAAUGCAAAUGCAGGAGCAAAAGCAUAGCGAGCCGUACCGUUUAUUGUUUCGAUUUCAAGUAAUUUAAUUCACUUUGAUAAACUUGAUUUUAAAUGUAUUUUAUUUGUUGAUUUAAUAUUACCUUAUGAUUAAUAUGUUUACGAGUAAUAAUUAUGAAUUAAUUUUAAUCUUAAGUCAAAACACAACUUGAAACAAAAGCAGCAAUUAAAGAAGAAACAACAACAACAAAAACAAAAAAACCUAAAAAAUAAUGCAAACAAAAAAAGAGCAUAAAAAACAAAACGGAAAGUAAAAUAAAUUAAAUUUAAAGUAAAGUAAAAACUAAAAGUAAAAAUCGAAGGCAUAAAUACAAGCAGAAAUAAAGAAAUUCACUGAGAAAGCGUAACUAUUAUUAUUAUUAUUAUUAUGAUUACUAUUAUUACUAUUAUAAUUACCGAUUACUGCGUAUAAUUACAAAGCGUACACUUUGAUUGUGAUGUAUAUUCGAUGAGUAUGACUAAUGAGUAACGAGUAAAUGAGUAAUGAUACGGAUAUGAUAAUGAAGUUGAUUUAUAUAUUGUGUAUAUGUAAACUCGGAAAAAAUUUUCAGAUUCAAGGUUUAAUUGCACCCACCACCCACCAAAAUCGAAGAACUCCCCCAUGAAAUUGAGGAGAAUGUAAAAAUUUAUUGUUUACCCGAGUUCUAAACUUUAAUUUACUUUUCAUCGCUGAAUUCAUGCCUGAACUUUUGUUUUUCGAUUCCCCUCGUCUUUUCUUAAGUAUCUAAAAGUAUCUAAAUUUCAAUAUCAGACGCCUGUUUCUCUUUGUUAAGCGCAAAAUGUAAUUAAUUUGUUGUACAAAACUAUAAAAACAAACAAACAAAGCAUUGUCGAAAUAAACGCAAGCAGUAGCAAUUUGUGUAU
Messenger RNA from Drosophila melanogaster (fruit fly), 4159 nucleotides. It is a transcript of the gene rdx, whose product is annotated as roadkill. The transcript is spliced from 8 exons. The coding region runs from base 439 to 2928 and encodes 829 amino acids. Gene Ontology annotation, cellular component: nucleus. Gene Ontology annotation, biological process: protein ubiquitination; proteasome-mediated ubiquitin-dependent protein catabolic process. The record is from RefSeq and is marked reviewed. NCBI's taxonomy places the organism in Eukaryota, Metazoa, Arthropoda, Insecta, Diptera, Drosophilidae.